AUGCAUCAGAAAACUCUUGAACUACUUCUUACCUUUGCACAUGAGCUGGCCUCAGUUAAGGCAAUGGAGAAGUGUGCGCUCAGCCAGUGCAAGUGUGGAAAUUCCACUUAUCUGGAUGACCACGGACCACCUCUGCAAAAGGUUCUUCCUUUCCCCAGCCAGGUGGUCUACAACAGAGUUGGAAAGUGUGGGAGUCGAACUGUGGUUUUGCUUUUGAGAAUUUUAUCAGAGAAACAUGGAUUCAACCUGGUUACAUCUGACAUUCAUAACAAAACAAGACUUACCAAAAAUGAACAGAUGGAAUUGAUUAAAAACAUAAGCACUGCUGAGCAGCCCUAUUUAUUCACUAGACAUGUUCAUUUCCUCAACUUCUCAAGGUUUGGAGGCGACCAGCCAGUGUAUAUCAAUAUUAUUAGAGAUCCUGUCAAUCGAUUUUUAUCCAAUUAUUUUUUUCGACGUUUUGGAGACUGGAGAGGAGAACAGAAUCAUAUGAUCCGUACCCCCAGCAUGAGGCAGGAGGAAAGAUAUCUGGACAUCAACGUAUGUAUCCUUGAAAACUACCCUGAAUGUUCCAAUCCCAGGUUAUUUUAUAUCAUACCGUAUUUCUGUGGACAGCAUCCGAGAUGCAGGGAGCCUGGUGAGUGGGCCCUUGAAAGAGCAAAGCUGAAUGUUAAUGAAAAUUUUCUGCUUGUGGGAAUUCUGGAGGAGCUGGAGGAUGUGCUGCUUUUAUUAGAAAGAUUCUUACCUCAUUAUUUCAAGGAUGUGCUUAGCAUCUACAAAAACCCAGAACAUAGGAAACUUGGCAAUUUGACUGUGACAGUGAAAAAGACCGUCCCUUCUCCAGAAGCCAUACAGAUCCUCUACCAGCGCAUGAGAUAUGAAUACGAGUUCUAUUACUAUGUCAAAGAACAGUUUCACCUACUAAAGCGCAAGUUUGGACUCAAGUCUCAUAUCAGGAAACCACGUCCCAGACCCGAGUUCUUCAUUCCUUCUCCCCUGGAAACAGAAGAACCAAUAGAUGAUGAGGAAGAUGAUGAAAAAUGGCUAGAGGAUAUCUAUAAAAGGUGAUGAAAGCAAGAGCCAUCCUUCUCUUCUGGUGACCCCUUCAGCUUUCUUAAGAUUUUUUUAAUUAUUAUUAAAAGUAAUUCCUUAAGGAACUGAGUUUCAUGAGCAGCAGUGUUUAAAAUGAAACAAAAGAGAACAUUCCCAUGUGUUGGGGAAAUUGGGAGAUACCUGUUUUUGCGGGUUUGAUUAUAUCAUACUGUCUUGGCUCCAUAGAAUCUUGUCUGGAACAUAGUUUAAGACAGAACUAUGUACAGUCUCAUCACAAAAUAACUUUUGGAGUGUGCAGUAGUGCUCUGGGCACCAGCAAAACACAA
Tinamus guttatus (white-throated tinamou) is the source of this 1379-nucleotide messenger RNA. The record is from RefSeq and is a predicted model, not a curated record. Lineage: Eukaryota; Metazoa; Chordata; Aves; Tinamiformes; Tinamidae.